AUGGGAGUUGAAUGUAAUGAGGAAAGAGUAGGUGUAGAAUCUCUUGCUAUGGAUGCAAGAAGUGGAAGCCUAUUGGAAGACGAUGGGAGUUUAGCUUUUGUAAAGAAAUCUAGUCUCCGGCAAACAAUUGAAUCUAUGGAUGUCUUCCAAACUGUGCCCCAAAACCUUUGGCUGAAAACAGAGAGGGAUGGGCAAUUGGUAUCAUGCUUAUGGUCUUUGGCGUCAGGUAACAGGAGUCACGAUGAUGGCUUGAGGACGAUCAAGACUGCAACUGUUGAGAUAAAUGGUGAUGGAUUUGUUGCUUCUGGUGACACUUUCCAGAAUGUUGCUGGACCAGAAAAGAAACAGGCAGUGGCAUUGUUAACUAAAGCCAAUUACGUGGCAUUUUACAAGUCUGUGUUCCAACGUUGCAACAUAUUCGCUCGGAAGCCACUAGAGGGACAAUCAAACACCGUGACGGCCGAAGGAAGAAACGUUUCGACCACACCAGGAGGCUUCGUGAUCCAGAACUGCAUGAUUAGAGCAACUUCAGAAUUGAUUGCAUCUGAGUAUCCUGUAGAAACAUACUUAGGAGUAUCGAUCCUCGAGGAUGGAUGGAGUAUGAUAACAGAAGCUCGGGCUUACGCCGAAUAUGAUAACAGAGUCCUGAAAUUUAUCAAUGGGGACACGUGGAUUCCACCAACUGGAGCUCCAUAUAAUCCGAAUCUCGAUGAUGACGCAUGGAUUCCAGUUACUGUAAGUCCAUAUGAUGCAAAUAUCAUAAACUGA
Molecule: messenger RNA, 768 nt
Organism: Hibiscus syriacus
Lineage: Eukaryota; Viridiplantae; Streptophyta; Magnoliopsida; Malvales; Malvaceae
Product: probable pectinesterase/pectinesterase inhibitor 6
Exons: 7
Coding region: 1-768 (255 amino acids)
Biological process (GO): cell wall modification
Molecular function (GO): pectinesterase inhibitor activity; pectinesterase activity
Source: RefSeq, a predicted model, not a curated record